AACUUAGCAGAAAUCGAGAAGCAUCAAAUUGCCAGAUUAGUUGAUGGACUGAUAAAAGACAUCAAGAAAAAGGUACUACAGCCAAUUUAUUACCUCAUAGAAGUUGUGGCAUUGGCAAGGAAGGUUGAAGACAAUAGUUCCAGCAAGAAAAUGGGAGUUAAUACUAGAAGACUACCAUGGGGCUGAAACAACAAAGGUACAUGAGAAAUGUGGCUGACACACAAAGAAAUGGCAAACCGGUGGCCCCUCCACUAGUAACACUGAUAAAGAAAAAGAAGAGGCCUUCCAACGACCAGCAGCAAGCAAAGAAUAUUGAUGGCACGGGCACAAAGAAAUCCAACAUCUAUAAAUGGCCAACUAUGGAUAAGUGCUUUGGUGUAGACAACAAGGACGUCCAUCCAAUGAAUGCCCUCAAAGGAAACCAUAGCCAUUUCAAGAAAACGAUCAAGAUUAUGAAGAGGAGGCCAAAGAAGAAGUUUCUUACAUGGAAGCCGAUGAUGGAGAGCAUUUAUCCAGCGUUGUCCAAAGAAUAUUACUCACCCCCACAAAUGAUUCUCAUCCACAAUGACAUGCUCUCUUUAGAAUGCGUUGCACUAUUAAUGGAAGCAGAGGCAAUGGCUGACCGAAUUGCAAAAUUGCACAAGGAGGUACAUGACCAUUUGGAGUCUGCUUCCACUUCCUAUGCUCGAAGAUGUUUGAGAUUGGGAUCUUGUCAUGGUACGUUUUCCAAAGUCUAGGCUACCCUCGAGUGUUCAUGGCAAGCUCCAUCAAAAGAAAAUUGGACUCUUUCCCAUUCUUCAACGCUAUGGUACUAAUUAAUGCCUACAAGAUUGAUAUUCCUUCGCAAUUUAAGAUACAUUCCACCUUCAAGGUAUCCCUCACAGCCUACCAUGCACCUAAUGGUUUUCAGCUAGCUUCUUAACUCACGGACAAGUUGUUCCAAGGGGGAAGGAAUUGAUGUAGUACAGGAACUACUGUAUAGCUACUGAUUUUUAUUCCCCUGUUCCCAUGUUUUACCCUCUGUUUUAGUAGUUUCUGGUUGGUUACCGUGGUUAGUCUUUAUUUUUACAGCAAAAGUUUAAGUGUUUACAUUCAGGUAAAACAGGUUUACCUUGGAUUAAAAGGCUAGUUUUGUAGCGUUUAUAUAGGGGUUCCAAGGUUGAAAUUGAGGUAUUAUUCAAAUAAAAAUUGAUUCAAGUUUCUCCGAGAAUUGUGCUAUGUUACAGAACUUAAUACAAGGAAACAGAAAAUUGAAAA
Messenger RNA from Cucurbita moschata (crookneck pumpkin), 1257 nucleotides. RefSeq lists its product as uncharacterized. The transcript is spliced from 2 exons. Lineage: Eukaryota; Viridiplantae; Streptophyta; Magnoliopsida; Cucurbitales; Cucurbitaceae. The record is from RefSeq and is a predicted model, not a curated record. The coding region runs from base 177 to 737 and encodes 186 amino acids.